GAGCGCGUUGCAUAAACAGACAUAUGUUGUUUAGUUUACCUGGAUGUACGCAUUGUUAAACAUGUAGGCUAGUUGAGAAAUGAAAAGUACAUUUUAAACUAUUUUAACACCGAUGAAUAAAUUGUACUGGAGGCAGGGCGGUACUCUACGGUUUGAAUUUUAGGCGCCAUUGAGAUGAAAUCCAAUCAGAGGGAACAGUCGAGGAAACGUCAUCGGGGGCAAGUCUCGGGUGUAGCCAUAAAUAGCACGCGCUUCGCUUUCAUCUUCACAUUCGUCCCUUCCAACGAAGCUCAACAAUGGCAAGAACCAAGCAAACUGCCCGCAAGUCCACCGGUGGCAAGGCCCCGAGGAAGCAGCUCGCCACGAAGGCAGCGCGUAAAAGCGCACCGGCUACCGGUGGCGUGAAGAAGCCUCACCGUUACAGGCCAGGAACAGUGGCUCUGAGAGAGAUCCGUCGCUACCAGAAAUCCACUGAGUUGCUGAUCCGCAAGCUGCCCUUCCAGCGUCUGGUCAGAGAAAUCGCUCAGGAUUUCAAGACCGACCUGCGCUUCCAGAGCUCUGCUGUCAUGGCUCUGCAGGAGGCUAGCGAGGCUUACCUGGUUGGUCUGUUCGAGGACACCAACCUGUGCGCCAUCCACGCCAAGAGAGUGACCAUCAUGCCCAAGGACAUCCAGCUGGCUCGUCGUAUCCGCGGAGAGCGUGCUUAAGCCUUUCCCCUGAAACCAACAACGGCUCUUUUAAGAGCCACCUCACAUCCUCAUGUGAAAGCAUUGUUUUCCAUUUAACCAGCCACAAAAACAAAUAGUGUUUGGAUAGUUAAUAAUAUAGAAAUGCUCCACAUUAAUCA
Molecule: messenger RNA, 847 nt
Organism: Engraulis encrasicolus (European anchovy)
Lineage: Eukaryota; Metazoa; Chordata; Actinopteri; Clupeiformes; Engraulidae
Product: histone H3
Exons: 1
Coding region: 297-707 (136 amino acids)
Cellular component (GO): nucleosome
Molecular function (GO): structural constituent of chromatin; protein heterodimerization activity; DNA binding
Source: RefSeq, a predicted model, not a curated record